AUGAAGUUGGUAGAGGCGAUUGAGGAAGCAGAACGAUCUUCAUUCUCGCGUGAGAUAUUCCAAGCUCCUAUCCCAGCGAAAUGUGCCUUACCCGCAUUCUCCAGCAUCUUUGAUGGGACAGGUAAUUCAGUACAACACAUGAAGGCAUACAACCUGACACUAAUGCCAUGGGACCAACACCAGGCGGUACUAUGCAAGUACUUCCCGGCGAGUCUGACAGGUGAGGCUUCAUUAUGGUUCAACAAUUUGAGCGAAGGAUUUAUAACUUCUUUUGCACAAUUGCAAAGAUUAUUCCUAGGGAACUACAUAAGAAGUAAUCGCACUAAGGCAGGGAUUGAGAAUGCAUUCACCCUAAAGAAAGCGCAUGGAGAGAGUCUUCGAAGCCAGGUUACGCGAUGGAGGACCAUCUGCAGCGCGUCAGCAGGAGAAGUAUCGGAGCGACAGUUAAUCCCCGCCUUCGUCAAUGCUCUGUACCCAACUGAUCUCUUAUAUGUGGAGAUAUUCCGAGUCAGACACGAGAUCGACAUGCAAGAGUUAAGAGAAUACCAGGAGGAAUUUAUAACAUUGGAAGAAAAAAGAGAGAGAUGA
Molecule: messenger RNA, 588 nt
Organism: Papaver somniferum (opium poppy)
Lineage: Eukaryota; Viridiplantae; Streptophyta; Magnoliopsida; Ranunculales; Papaveraceae
Exons: 1
Coding region: 1-588 (195 amino acids)
Source: RefSeq, a predicted model, not a curated record